CUUAUUUAUAUUGUUAAACUAAAAUCUAAUAGAUAUAAGAACUCACCGGUUAUGGGGUGACUGCAUCUGUAUUGAAGUAAUGGAAGGACAGAGGCAAAGGUGCGUUUAUGUUACAGCGCGCCAAAAGAAGAAGCUUAUUGAGCUAAUAAAGCAGAACCCAGAGUUAUUGCCCAGUAACAUCCGGAAAGGCCAGUACAAGGAAUGUCAAAAAAGAUGGCAGAACAUAGCAGUAGAGUGUAAUUCUUUAGCCGGCGCCAAGAAGACUUGGAGGCAGUGGAGAAAAACUUGGCAAGAUCUUCGGUCAAAGACUAAAAAGAGGAACUUGGGUGCUUACAAACAGCUACCUGCAACGGCUGCAACAAUCAACAAUUACUUGACACCAGAGGAACAGGAAGCCUUAGGAAUUAAAGAUUCUCCUACAAAGAGUGAGAGCCCACCAAGAGAGGAGACUCCAGAAUUUGUCCAGUUAGACCAAGACAUACUACAGGACAACAGCUUCAAUAACGAUAUGGAAUACACAGCAUCAAUUAGUGAGCCUGAAUCUCCCCCGGAAACAAAAGUUUUCACCUCAGAACGGAGAAAAGUAAAAGUUAAGAAUAAUAAAUACAAAAGCUCAAAGCAUUCCAAUUGCUAUUUCAACUGUGAUGCCUUAACUAACAUGGAGGAGCGAAAACUACAGGUCAAGGAAGACUAUCUCAAAUUUAAAAAGGAAUAUUUGAAACAAAAGUUAAAAUUAAUCAAAGAGCAGACAGAAGCUUUGAAGAGUAUAGCAAGAGAACUUUCCAAGUGAUAAUAUAAGUCUAGAUUUAGUUUUUUUUGUACAAUGCUGAGUAUCCAAAAAGUUACAAUAAACAAUUUAAAUGGUC
Leguminivora glycinivorella is the source of this 866-nucleotide messenger RNA. RefSeq lists its product as uncharacterized. Bases 80 to 790 code for a protein of 236 amino acids. The record is from RefSeq and is a predicted model, not a curated record. Lineage: Eukaryota; Metazoa; Arthropoda; Insecta; Lepidoptera; Tortricidae. The transcript is spliced from 3 exons.